AUGGAUAUGCGUGGCCCCCCGAUGAAGAUUUUAGUCAUAAUCUCUGACCCAGAUUUAGACGAAAAAUCUCCAUGCAGAUCAAUUGUUGCACAAUCAAUCAAUACACUUAAAAACAACGGACAUACAAUCACUGUCACAGAUCUCGCUAAAGAUGGAUGGAAUGAAGUCCUUUCUGUGAAGGAUUUCACAAAAGUAAGUGAUCCUAUUCAUAUUAAUAUUCGUUUAGAACAACAAAUUUCUCCAAUUAUUCCAAAGAUCAAAGAAGAACAGAGCAAAGUAUUAGAUUGUGAUUUCCUCAUGAUAUUUGGCCCUGUCUCAUGGUUUGGCUUACCAUCUUACUUCUACGCUUGGUGGGAUAGAGUUUUUACACAUGGUUCUAUGUAUUCUCCAGGAACUAUGUUCGGAAAAGGUGUCUUCUCAAAGAAGAGAGCCAUCGUUGUUGCUACAACAACUAGUACAACAGAAAUGUUUGGCCGUGAAUCGAUAUUUGGCCGCUACGAACAAGUAAUCUAUCCAAUUACACACGGCAUGCUUCAUACAGUAGGAUUUAAAGUACAUAGAAGUCAGCUUCUUUAUCUUAAACCAAAUCAACCAAAUUCAGAAAUUAUUCGCGAUUGGGAUGGAAACCUUAACAAUAUUAACCAAAGAACAUAUAUUGCUUUCAACAAACCAUCAGAUUAUACUAAUUACAAACUUACAUCUAAGGAUCCAAUGAAUGACUUCGAUAAAUUAGAUCGUUUCGGAGAUAUGGCUGUUACUGAAAAUGCUAAUUAA
Trichomonas vaginalis G3 is the source of this 774-nucleotide messenger RNA. Its product is annotated as NAD(P)H dehydrogenase (quinone) protein. Bases 1 to 774 code for a protein of 257 amino acids. The transcript has a single exon. Gene Ontology annotation, cellular component: cytosol. Gene Ontology annotation, molecular function: NAD(P)H dehydrogenase (quinone) activity. Lineage: Eukaryota; Parabasalia; Trichomonadida; Trichomonadidae. The record is from RefSeq and is a predicted model, not a curated record.